AUGACGACCGGUAAUAGUUUGGGCGGUUUUGAUGCCGAAUCACAAACUACCAGAAGAGUACCUCCAGAUAAAAGCGACAUAGAGAGAAAAAUAAGUCAAAUACUGCGAGAAACGGACAGCUAUGCCAUUCUGGAAAUAAAACGCGAUGCUACAGAUGAUGAAAUAAAAAAGGCUUUUCGCAAACUAAGCUUGCUCGUGCAUCCCGACAGGUGCAAACUGAAGAACAGCGAAAAGGCCUUCAAGAAGAUGCUAAACGCGAAAGACUAUCUUCUGGACAGGGAUGCGCGUGCACAGACGAGAUUUCGUACACAUGCACGCUACAACACGGACAUGUUUAAUUAUACUAAUAGAUUUUACGAGAGCGGACCAGGAUUUUACCAUUUCUACUACACGUAUAACGAUGACAAUUUCUUCAACGUUUUGAACAACCACUUUGAGCGCAGAGCAUACAACAGUGCUUUUUACAGUGAUAGAUCGCCCAGACGUGCACAAGCAUUUAGACCGGUGCAUUAUAACCCAGAUGCAUACAAGUUUGUGCUUUUCAUACUUUUACUUUUUAUUGUUCUGUUGAACUGGAGCUAGGGACUGUACAUCCGUGGGAUGUUGUUAUAAAUAAAUGAUUGUAUGGAAAUCGAUGAAACAUAGGAGUAUGAUGGGAGUGCUGCGGUAGCAUCUGUUCGCGAGGCAAGGUUGAUAAUACGUGUGAUAGUUUCACAAUUAAAAAC
Messenger RNA from Vavraia culicis subsp. floridensis, 725 nucleotides. RefSeq lists its product as uncharacterized. Gene Ontology annotation, cellular component: endoplasmic reticulum membrane. Gene Ontology annotation, molecular function: Hsp70 protein binding. Gene Ontology annotation, biological process: cellular response to misfolded protein. The record is from RefSeq and is a predicted model, not a curated record. NCBI's taxonomy places the organism in Eukaryota, Fungi, Microsporidia, Pleistophoridae. The transcript has a single exon. The coding region runs from base 1 to 582 and encodes 193 amino acids.